GUGUUCGGGUCGGAAAACGGAGCCGGGAAGGAAUAUACCCGGCAGAUCAGUUCGUUCGAGUUCAGUUCGUCCCGCGCGAGCGUCGGUCGCUAGGGUUUCACACUACUACUAUUAUAGGUGUUUUCAACAUUUUUUUUUUCUUCACAAAAAAAGAGAAAAUCUUUAUCGAACAUUCAAAACUUGAAAAUUAGCAAUUAGCAAAUUAUCACGCUAAUUUUAUUGUAUUUAAAGAAAUAGUUAUACAACUGUUCAUUGACGAAUUGUCGUCAUCAUCAUCAUCAUCAUAAUAUUACAACCUUAGGAGAUUAUUAAUUUCUAUCAAAUUUCUCUCUUUGAGGAGGGUAGAAUGUCAGAAGAGCAACCACAGUACAAAUUAAUAUAUUUCAAUGCAAGAGGAAGGGCGGAACAUAUUCGUUAUAUAUUCGCCUACGCUGGCAUCGAUUAUAUCGAUGAACGAAUUCCAAAAGAACGUUGGCCGGAAAAUAAAAGAACAAUGCCUUAUGGAAUGCUACCAGUAUUACAAAUUGACGGAAAAUUGAUAGCUCAAAGCAAUGCCGUUGCCCGUUAUUUGGCACGUAAACAUGGUCUUAAUGGAAAAGACGAGUGGGAAGCUAUGUUAUGCGAUGUUCUUGUUGACACCCUCGGGGAUCUUAAACAUGAAUUAUUUCAAUACAGAACAGAAGAAGAUAUGUUUAAAAAAGAAGAUAAAAAAAUAAAGCUAAUGAAGGAAACCAUUCCAUUUUAUUUGAAUAAAUUCGAACAAACAAUUGCUGAAAAUGGUGGCUACGCUGUUGGCUCAAAUACAACAUGGGCAGAUUUUGUAUUCGCAGUAGCAUUGGAAAAUUUUGAGCAAAUUUUUGGAAGCAACGCCCUAGAGAAUUAUCCGGCCCUUCGCUCAUUAAAACAACGUGUUCACGAAAUACCUGAAAUCGUGACCUGGUUAGCGAAAAGACCACAAACUGAAUUCUAAAAAUCUUGUUAAAUUCAAGAAAGUCCAUCACUCUCAAAUUUUCAAGUUCAAAUUUCAUCGAUGAAGAAAAUUUUCGAUUAACUGUUACAAAUAAUAUAAAAUUAAUACAAAAAAAAGAAAAAAAAACAAUAUAUGCAUAUCUGUGAGCACAUGCAGACGAUUUUAACUGGAUUGGCGUGAGUCUUGUUAAAAAAAAAAAGAAAAAAAAAGGAUCGAUUUCAGAAACGAAUAAUGCGACCCGCAUCGAAUUGCAAAAUAAAAAACGCUAUUUAUAUAAAUAAAAAAAAUUGUUAUUUAAAGAAAAAAUUUAAUUAAAAAAAACAACUAAAGUAUCUAUCCUUUUCUUUUAACAUUCGACAUUCGCAAAUCCUCUGAAAAAUUAUCAUUUCAGUCAAUAUUUCAUAGACAAUAAGAGACGAUCUAUUUAUUUAAAAGAAAUAAAUAUAAAUAAUAUAUAUUUGAAAAGAAUACUGUAAAGUAAUUUCAAAAAAUGCAAUGUGUAUUUAAAAAAAAAACUGUUUCACAUUAAAUAUUUUAAUAAUCGAAUGUUUCAAAAUAUUAUAAAGAAAAAAAAAGAUGUGUAGAAUAUAUCUAUUGUAUCUAAAUGAUUUGUUUAUUAUACACUGGAAAAAAAUUUGGUUCAUUCAAAUA
Leptopilina heterotoma is the source of this 1621-nucleotide messenger RNA. Its product is annotated as glutathione S-transferase-like. Gene Ontology annotation, molecular function: glutathione transferase activity. Bases 347 to 970 code for a protein of 207 amino acids. The record is from RefSeq and is a predicted model, not a curated record. NCBI's taxonomy places the organism in Eukaryota, Metazoa, Arthropoda, Insecta, Hymenoptera, Figitidae. Gene Ontology annotation, biological process: glutathione metabolic process. The transcript is spliced from 5 exons.